This is a messenger RNA of Rotaria sp. Silwood2, 288 nucleotides long. Lineage: Eukaryota; Metazoa; Rotifera; Eurotatoria; Philodinida; Philodinidae. The record is from the annotation of a GenBank genome assembly.
AUGCCUAAACAUUAUAGAAAUGCCAAUUUUCAUCUAUUUUUUUUCGUACGAAAUCAAUUUUGGCCGUUAGUUAUACCGUCAAUAGCUAUUAUAUUUUUAACAUUUUGUCCGCAAAUAUCUCAAUCAAUUGAAAAUAAGAUUAAGGAUUAUAAUAAAAAAAAUGAAAAUCCUGAUAGGACAGUUGCUAAACGUGGUCCUCGUGAAAUUCAACUAACAACAACAUUAUCACCAUCAACACUUUCAGUACCUGCAGCACCAUCAACUUCAAAUUUCGAUGAAUCCAUGUAA